This is a messenger RNA of Dermatophagoides pteronyssinus (European house dust mite), 1233 nucleotides long. RefSeq names its product intraflagellar transport 52 (gene IFT52). Gene Ontology annotation, cellular component: centriole; intraciliary transport particle B; cilium. Gene Ontology annotation, biological process: intraciliary transport; cilium assembly. The record is from RefSeq and is a predicted model, not a curated record. Lineage: Eukaryota; Metazoa; Arthropoda; Arachnida; Sarcoptiformes; Pyroglyphidae.
CAACAAAAUAUCGGUUCGAAUGAUGUUAAAUUCAUUAUAAAAAGAUUAAAAUUAAAAGGAUGGAAAAUAACCAUAAACAAAGAAAGCCUAACCGAAGAUCUAAUCAAUAAACAUCGGAUUUUAAUAUUGUUUAUGCCACAAUUGAAAUUUGCCGAUUUUGAAUUUCAAGCAUUGAAACAAUAUUUGGAAAGUGGUGAUGGUAAAAUUCUUGUAUUACUAGAAGAAGGAGGUGAAAGAAAAUCAUCAAGUAAUAUUAAUUAUUUUAUUGAAGAAUAUGGUACUUCAGUUAAUAAUGAUAAAGUAAUACGAACAUCGUUUUAUAAAUAUUAUAAUCCAAAAGAAGUAUUGAUACAGGAUGGUAUUAUUAAUCGUUCAUUGAUUAAUCAUGCAUCACAAACAAAUUUGAUUCAAUCACAAAAUAAUAAUAAUGGUGGUGGUGGUGGUUUAUCAUAUUUAUAUCCAUUUGGUGCUACAUUGAAUGUAGCUAAACCAUCAUUACCAGUUUUAUCUACAGGUAAAACAUCAUUUCCACCAUGUCGUCCUACAUGUUCAUUUUAUGAACAUGAAACUAAUAAUGAUGGAGGAAGAAUGAUUAUUUUUGGUUCUGGACAUGGAUUCAUUGAUAAAUAUAUUAACAAAGAACAAAAUGUUAAUUUAUUUGAUCUAUUUUUAGAUUAUUUACAAGAUAAACAAUUCAAACCAAAUAUGAUUGAUGCAUUAAAUCCGGAAAUUAAUGAUUAUCAUGUUGUACCGGAUUUAGAAUUAUUAUGUAAUGAUCCAAUGUUAUAUUUGGAAGAAAGUGAAGAAUUACCAAUCGAUUAUUCAACAUUAUUUUCAAGAAAAAUUAAAAAAAUUUCCAAUCUUUCAUUAGCACAUAUAAAUCAAACAUUCAAUGAAUUACAGAUUGAAAAACGAACAUUACAAGUGAUUAAACCACAUUUUGAAACACCAUUACCAGGUUUACAACCAGCCGUUUAUAUGCCUGUAUUUCGUGCACAUACAAAACCAGAAUUAGAAUUAUUCGAUUUGGAUAAUGAAUUUGCAUCGGUACAAAGUAAAUUGGCAAAAUUAGCCAAUAAAUGUAAUAAUAAUGAUAUUGAUUAUUUUAUCUGUGAAUCUGGCUUGAUCGUUGGAUUAGAUAUGGCAAAUUUGAAAGAGAAAAAUAUUUGCAAACAUAUCCUGUAUAUGGUUGCCAGUAAAAUUGUUUCAUUCAAAAAAAUUAAUAAUGAUUAA